AUGUCCCACCAGCACAGUCUGCGGAUGCCGGCCCCUCAAGCGGCGCGCUACUGCGACACGGACUGUCAGCGUGCAGAUUUCCGCGCGGGCCACAAAGACGAGUGCAAGGGUUUCGCACGUCUCCCAAACACCAUGGCGUUCCAAUACGAGCCCAACCCCGAGGAGCGCUUCCCGCACCAUCCCAUCUUUGCGCACGCACACGCCGAUGAUGUGGGGUGCUGGGUCACUGUCGAUGGCCGCGUCGACGGCGAGUAG
Molecule: messenger RNA, 255 nt
Organism: Trametes versicolor FP-101664 SS1
Lineage: Eukaryota; Fungi; Basidiomycota; Agaricomycetes; Polyporales; Polyporaceae
Exons: 2
Coding region: 1-255 (84 amino acids)
Source: RefSeq, a predicted model, not a curated record